Molecule: messenger RNA, 5806 nt
Organism: Pomacea canaliculata
Lineage: Eukaryota; Metazoa; Mollusca; Gastropoda; Architaenioglossa; Ampullariidae
Exons: 22
Coding region: 68-2776 (902 amino acids)
Source: RefSeq, a predicted model, not a curated record
UCGUUCGCCUUGCUCGGCAGCUGUGGUCGAGGGGCAAACUUUGAUUUCGAUACGUGCAUCUUCGGUCAUGGCCCUUUCUUCUUUCUGGCUUUUAUACUGUAUCAGCUCGUACCUAGUCUGGCCAACAAAUGGGCAUGUACGCUUUGUCUGUCCGCGGCCUGCCAGCCCUAAAUCUGACAUAGCUUUUACCAAUCAGAGCAUAGAUUACUGUGGCUUGAAUAUGGACAGUGUGUUUGACACCAACCAUAUGGAGGUUGAACCAGGCCUCUUUACUCUGCGCUUUGAGGAGACCCACCUACAGAGAAAUUCACCAUUCCGAGUAACUUUGCAUCAGAUUGGAGCCAACGACUCGUGUCUUUUACUUGACCACAUACCACACAACAAUCAUGCUUCGAUAUCAUCUGCUUGUUCCAAAAAGCAUAGUGAAUACCCACUGGGCAUAUGUGAGAGCAGCACCUAUUAUAUCACGGUGAAAAUUCCUGAUGUCAGGUGUGAUCGCUGCUACUUACGCCUUGCCUUCAUCCAUCUUGAUCACACUGCAGGAGAGACUUGUAAUGUUGGUGCUGGAACAUGCGAGGGUUAUGUGAGCUGUGCAGCCAUUAAGAUCAGAGCAUCUCCAUCAGGAAAGGAGGGCAAUAUAAGUGCUUGUGGUCAUUAUGAAGAUAACCUUCCUGGUGACUGGCCUUUCAGACCAAUGGACAUAUACAGUGUGGAGUUACAUGUAGGUCUGGGCAAAGUUGACCCUCUUCUUGUGUUUGAUCCACUGCAUAAUGAGCUACACAUAGACAUUCCUCGGCAUGCACUUGUGCAUGAGAUUGAGGAAGUGCAGCUAGUAUUGAACACCACUGUCAUAUGGAACAUCACUGUUCAUGAGGAGCACAGGCUUCUGGACACCGUUUCUGUUGUCUGGAAUGUGGAGGAUGAGGCCUAUAUAAUACAUUUAGAAGAUGGGGAUUUGAGUUUGAAUGUCAAAAGCACGGAAGAAUCUUUUGCUGGAAACAUUUCUUUUAGUACACAGCACAAUGUAGUAGGAAACUUCUUGGCAGCAGAGGUCGCAGAGUACACAACUGAUGGCUGGCUGGCAGAUGAGCGAUUUCGAGGUUUGCAUGCAGAGAACACAGAUGUUAUAACUCCAUCAGGUCCUUGCACUCCAACUCCAAGAAAUUUCAUUGCUUUUCUUCACUCUCUACAAGGAUACAAUUUCAGCCACGGCCAACAUGGAGUAUUGGCUGCGUCUUUCCUGGGCGAUUAUGUGGCCAUUACUGUUGCUUUGUUUGGCUUGGAUGAUCAGGUCACUGAUAUAACAAUUAUUGGAUCUCACCUUUUAGGAGCACCAGAUUUGAAACUUCCACUUUCUAAAAUGAAAAACAACAUCCUGCAAGUGUCUUUGGAUGCAUCAAAACAUAUUGCAUUUAUUGAUACAGUCCGCUUUCUGAAAACUGUCAGGGUGGAUACAUCUAAUCCAAGGCUUGGACUGACGGGUGAUUUUCAAGAAGGGAUGUUUUCUUUAAUCCGAGAUGGUGAUGAAGUUAUAGGUGUUGGAGGAUUCCAGUUCACAAAAGGCCAGUGGCUGAAGUAUGAAGUACUGCUAACUAACCUAAACGUGCCUGUGCGUGAGGUGGUACUUACUGAUGGCAGGGACCUUGUGUACAACCUGAGUGAGCACAUGUGGCAUCUGGAUGAAGAAUUCUGUCUUGUAGAAGGACUUGUACAGUCUUUAGACAGUCAGUUUCUUCUCAGUCUUUGGCGUGGAAAUCUCCAUUUUACAGCCACCACCGAUGCUCAUUCUCUCCAAGGCAAGAUCACAGCUGCAGGUGAAAGCUACUGCAAAGAACUCAAUGAAGGCACUUGCUUUGUAUUUGAUCUCACACCAAAUGGUCGCCCUGUCUCCAUCUUUCAAGAAAGUGUCCCUCCCCAUGGCAAAGCAGCAUUUGUGUUGGACAGGGCCGGUGUUUUGUUGUACAGCAUCGAAGUCCACAACCUUGAGGAUCAGAAGUAUGAGGCUGAAGUUCGUGGCCAAGAAGGUCUUGUUUUCAAUAGUGAUCUUGUUCAAGACCCUCUCCAGUACAGGACCUUUGUUGCCAACGGUCGCAUGCCUGUGUCACCAAAUCUGUAUGAGAAAUUGUUGACCGGAGAACUGGCAUUAGUCGUCACAAAACUUGUUCCUGGGCCACCAGUCGUUUCAGGGAUGAUACCACCUCUCACAAAACAUGUUUGUGCUCAACAGAUGGAUCAUGUUGUAGGUGAAAAUGAUGGCCUGUGGUCUUCAGAAGCUGCUCCGUUCAAAGAGAUAUUUGCUUUAAAUGGAGACAGAUUGGUCUUUAUUUACAAAGACAAUGUUACUGUGUUUUCUAUGGCAUCAAAGGAUGAUUAUAAAACCUGCAACUUCGAUAAUGCCACACUCUUCAAGCCAGUGACCGAAGACCUUAAGACAAGGGAGAAACAUGUUGUGGUGCAGCUAAACACUCCAGGCAUGCAGUACUUUGCAGCAGUUCAGUACUGUAAUGAUACACCACCUCUCAAGAUUGCUGUUAGCGUCACUGUUCCCAGUGGUUCCCCAGGAAGGGAUAGGAAAACAGAUAUGUGUGGAGCUCUUGUAUUUUCUGACUGGCGACAAAACUAUUUAGAUUCAUACACUGGUCCCCAGCCAGCAUCACCAGCUGUCAUUGGUCUUGCAGUGGGCACUGCACUGGCCACCCUCUUCUUCACCUUGGAUCGAAGCCUCAGGCAGAGGGGCCAGACUACUUUGCCUGGCAGUCGGUUCCAGAGGUUUUAGUAGAUUUAACACUGGCUUCUGUCUUAAGCUGUUUUCAACUUUCUAAAUGUGAAGUAUAGAAAAAAUCUAAACGCUUACUGUUUUUUGGUAGGUUCUGGCAUUUAGUCUAUGGCAGGGGUGCCCAACCUACAGCCCACAAAGGUGCCUCAUCUGGCCUGCUCAUAUUAACUAGACACAACAUAGUUUCAUUUCAAACAUCAUGAUUCUGGCAAAACCAGAUUUUAUAUCAUAUCCAGUGCGGCCCUUGGGCGAGAAAAGGUUGGGCAUCACUGGUUUAUGGGCACUGAUUUAAUGCAAAAAAAGAAGAUAAAGGUUGAUGCCUGCUGCCUAAGAUAUCUGGAAUAACAAAGAGUCCCCUUCCCCACCCCCACACAAAAAAUUAAGGUAAAAAACUUUCGCUGGUGCUCUGAAUGGUCAAUGCUUCAUUUGAUUCAAUGACUGCUCGUGGUCAUUAUUUAUGUGGUCUUCAUAAUGAUUCCCUGAAGGGGACUGUGUGAACGCUAACUUUUCAUCUGCUCCACCUGCCUCCAAAGAUUAUUUUUGUUUGAGGUUUGUUUUGUUUUGUUUUGGUGGGGAGGGAUUACAAGUAGGGGAGGAGUGGGUUUUGAACUUACUCCCAUUAUUUGUCCUCAUAAGCUUGAUCUCUUGCUCUCACACAUGCUUAAAAAGAUGAAGACUAAAUUCACAGACAGGUGAUCUGUAUGUUCCAUUAUCUCAUCAUAUGCUGCAAAAUUCUUAUCAGAAUAUCACCCUGAUAUUAAGCUGACCUGAGAGACUGAAGGGAUUCCAGUAAAUGUAACUACAAUCUCCACUGAUUUUCUCACCAAUUGUCACUUUGUGUCAGCUCUUAUUUCCCUCAGUUACCCAUAGUUAUACAUCAGAUACCCUCUUCUGAAUCAAACGUGUUUUGGAUGGAUGGUGGCAAGAUAACAAAUGGUGACUGCAGUCAUAUGGCACAAGAUACAGGUCAGAAUCUUUACAUUUACCGUACCUGUGUACUCUUCAUUGACAGCAAUUUUGUCUUGAUGUGUGCUGCAGUUGCAAGAUGGUUAACAUAAAGAAACAGUUUAACUGACAGUUUCUUCUGAACCAUCCAGCUAGCUUCUGACAUGUUCUGUAUGUGGCAUUCAUAUCAUAUAUGUUGAAUUCAUGGCCAUACAGUAUCAAAUGUAUAAUGGUAAAAGUACUUAAUUUUAAAACAGCAUCGUAAUAUCUUUGGUAAAAUAAAUGCUGAUUUUAUUAUAUUUCUAAUUUUACUGCAUUUACCAUCUGUUCAUUAGAAUGUUAGAAGCAUUUUUUGUUGUUUUUGAGCUACCUCAACACUAUGGGGCUUUUUUUUUGUUGAUAAGAGAUGUCUUGAAGACCAUUGUUCAGGUUUAUUGGUGGAAGAAAUAUUUAUUGUAUUUUAUCAUUUGCAUUGUGUUAAUUUUAACUUAAUAUAUGUUCUGCUCUUUGGUGUGGCAAUAUCCCAGUCUCUUCCCACCAGGUUAUCACCUAGAUUUUGGGCAAGAUAUUUUACAGGGUGGUGCGUAGAAAACUAAACCACUUCUGACUCCAGUAUUGGCGUACGUUUCAUAGCCCGUACACAAAAGAAAGAUGUGCAACUACAAAAUUUGGUGCUGGAAAUGAUUUCCUUGUGCAUGAAUACUUUUCUUCACUCUGCGCCAUGUUGUCAUAGAUGCUACACAGCUAAGUUGCUUCAAUUUUUCCAGUUUCACUCUGAAUAUUGCCCUUCUAAUGUUUUUGGAUUAUUGGCAUACACUUUUGCCUUCAGAUUGUCCCACAGGUAAAAAAACAAGUGGGUAGGUCUGGUGAUCUUGGUGGCUACAAAUUUUUCCUGACAGCUCAUUCCUCUUUGAAUUCAAGAAUGUGAUUUGCAUGAAGUGUGACAUGUUGCUUGUGUUAAUCGGGUAUCAGUUGCAUGCAAAAUUCCUUGAAGAUUCCCAUAUAUACAUGAAAGUGUUGACUGCUGUCUUAAAAAACAUGGGACUCACGAUCUGUGUAGCAAAUACCACACACCAGAAACCAUUUUUUGUUUUCAUUGUGAAGGGGUUCAUGAAUUGAACACAAUGGCACCUGCCUGCAUAAUAGCUUGAGCCAGCCGAUUGGAAACAAUUUUGUUUUUUGUGCACCACCCUGUACCAUCUAACCGAACAAACAUCUUUUGAAUUUGUAUGAUAUUAUCAGUUUAUCGAUCCUCAUGAUACAAUAUGUUGUUUAAACUCUUGUACUUGGCAGUAAAGAGAACAUGCAGCUAAAACAUGCGCAGACUUUAUGUGCAUUUUACCAGUAUGUAAUCUUUCUGCAUGUGGUAACAUUAUAAUCUGCUGGAAAGAUUUUGGGAAAAAGUGGUGUCUACAGCAGCUAUGUAAGAACAAGUGAUGUAUGACUUUUGCCAACUGAAAAGAUGGUAAUGUUAGUGUCUAGUUUUUGGCAAUGAGUAUGUGUUAAUACUAGAAACAAUAUAUUUUCUUAUUGUUUUAGGAUGCUAGAGAAGUUUUCCUUUGAAUGAAAUUUUCUAGAAUUACACAUAUUUAGUGUUCAUUUUGAUGUAAAGUUAAUGCCAUUGUUUUGAGAACAGAGGAGAGCCUUGCAUAUUUGUGCCAGUAUGAUAUUUACAUCAAAACUAUACUUGUAUGCUAGUCACUGAUGUGUUGCACAGAAUUCAUAUCAAAAAAUUACAAAGUUUUAAUUUUUAAUAUAGACAACUGUUUUGGAUGGCUGUGAUUUACCACGCCAGGAUGAAAUCCAAAUGCUUGUCAAUAUAUUUUUAUACAGAGGAUGGAUAUGGUACUAAUUUAUAUAACAUUCCAUUUAACAGCAGAUGGAGAUUGCCCAUUUGCUAGGAAUCUCAGAUUUUUAUACAGUGCAUGGUGUAAUACUAGUGACCUCUGCCAAUGUGUUUUAAGUUGGUAGUGAUAUGCGACACUUGUCUUUGAUACACUAUUACUUUUUUGGUGGCUAUUUUUAUUUGCUUAUUUAUUUCACUUUUGAUUUUUGCACUAAGCAGUAAAGAUGUGAGUAGACUUA